GCGAUACUAUCUAUUAUAAUGACUUAAAGGAUCUGUUUUAACAACAUUGGCGGAAAUGGGCAUCCAUACCUGAAUUAAACACACAAUUUCUGCCAUUUACUCGCCGCAGCCAGUCAACAAAAACAUAUCCAUAAAACAACCACUAGCUAAAUCAGAGACAGCUUAGAGAACCUUUGACUUAAGACGAUAUCGCUACCUUCUUAAUUUGUGGUAAUUGAUUGAAUGUUGAUUUUACGAAUAUCGAUUGUAAAGUCCGGGAUCCGACCUACCGAUGCGGAAUUUACGUGAAGCACCUGAACGCACUCUAGCUGCAUGUGAAAGCAACUAGCUGGCUAGCUAGCUAUUGGCUAACUACAAUUAACAUUUGUGAAAUGAAAAGCACGGGACUUUAAGUUACGUUACUGUGCGGGUUAGAACGUAUUUUAGACACACUUCCGUGGUUUUAACUGGGAAAAUAACUUUGCGUUUACAAGCUAACGUAUGUUACCAUUAGCUCAUCUCCAAGUUCUAUGUCAGUGAAACUGCUAGCUAGCUAGCAGCAAAGGCUUUGGAGAUGUUUACAUCCAGCCUUUCUACACAACAACAGAGGGACCUGGCGAAAAGACUCACCACUUUCCUGUCUCAGUACAGCCACGUAUCCGACUCCUAUAUCAUUGAGUUCUUCACUGAAGAUCUCUGGCACACAUUACCCAACACCUGGCAGCCUAUGCUGCAGGACCUGUCGUAUCCACAGAUCGCAGACCUGUUACUGGAUGCUGCACACAGAGACAAGAGAUACCCUUCGGUGUGGCCUCUGUCGCUCUUGGCGUUCCGUGCCACAGCUCACGCUCUGGCGUUUCCCAGAGAGUGCAGGCGGGGGCGAGGCACGGCGGCCGGCUCGGAGAAGCCUGAGGAGUUCCUGCACAACCAAAGUCAGAGCGCCCUGCUGGGACACAUAUUCAGGAAACACGUCAAACCCAAGAAACAGCACGAGAUCCGCAAGCUGGGCUCGCUGGUAAAACAACUUUGUGACCAGACUGACUGCAACAGUGUGGUGGAUGUGGGCUCUGGACAGGGUCAUCUGACUCGUUUCCUGUCCUUUGGGCUCGGACUGUCUGUGACCGCUAUUGAGGCUGAUCACACCCUGGUUGCUAUGGCGUCCAAGUUUGAUGGACAGUUACUGUGGGCCUUGGAGAAGGAAAGGCAGAAAAAGAACUGCUCCUCUCUGGUCCCGGUGUCACAGUCCUCUCCCCGCCAUGUGGCCGGUUGGGUAAACCCCAGGGCAUCAUGGGAGGCCUUCAUCAAGCAGCUGAGUGUUUCAGAUUGUGUCGACGAUGGUCUCCCAACUCCGUCUGGACCCAGCAAAAAGAGACUGCGGGGCUGUGAGCUUCAGGGGGCCUCUCACGUGGUCCAGACGCCGUCAUGUCGUGUUUGCACGGACUCUGAAAGUCGCUCGCAGGACUCUGAAUCGCCAUCGCAACGCCAGUUAAGCAAAAGCGAGUCUGAAGAGGAGCCUUCUGCAGAAAAACACUGCUCGUGUGGAGAAAACAGCCAGCGGCAUCAAGACUUUGUCCUCACCGGUCUCCACGCGUGCGGCGACCUCAGCGCCACACUCCUGCGCCACUUUGUCAGCUGCCCAUACGUCCGCGGCAUCACCUCGGUGGCGUGUUGCUACAUGAAAAUCACGACCAAAGAAAACCCCGCCCCUCCGGGAUUGGUCGCAGCUCCGCAGACACCCGGCCGGGAAGCGCUCCCCUCAGAGUUCGGCUACCCGAUGAGCUCCUGGGUUGGGGGGCUGCCGGGACACCAGCUGUCCUAUAAGGCGAGGGAGGGCGCGUGUCACGCCGCUGAGGACUAUAAACGGAGGCUUCGGGAGGAAAGCGAGCUGCUGAGGACACACUGUUACCGGGCGACGCUGGAGACGAUCAUCAGGGAAACGAGGCCAGAUCUACGCAGGGCAGGAAUCCAGACCAUAAAGAAAGCCCACUUACUACCGUUUACAGAGUACGCCCGUCUGGGUCUGGCUCGGGUCGGCCUGCCUCCCGGGUUGCCUCUGGCCCCGCAGCGGGUGGAGGCCAUGUUGAAGCAGCAGCGCAGGGUGGUGGUGUACUUCAGCCUGGCCCUGCUGCUGGCUCCUGUGGUGGAGACGCUGGUGCUGCUGGACCGGAUGAUCUACCUGCAGGAGAACGGCGUGGACAGUCAGCUGGUUCCUCUCUUUGACCCGAACUUUUCUCCAAGAAACUUUGUGCUGGUGGCUCUGAAGGCGCGUGGACAAGGAGGAGGCAAAUGGGAAAAGUCAAACGAUAUUUGUCACUCUUUGGUGAGAAAAGUAACUUAAAUUCCACAAGACGAGGCUGCGCUGCGCGCCCCAGAAGCAACUCUCUGCUCCGCAAAAAAUGCUGCAUGGCGGACAACGAGACAAAACCGGAACGCGGUGCAUCUGCGCCCGGUGGAAUUUCCGGGUUACACUUCCUUUUUUAAAAUGAAAUAUGACUCAAGAUUCUCUUACAAAACAAGGGAUCCCAAGUCUUAAGGUCAUUUGCUUUUAUUCUCCGUUUUUAGAGAUAUUAAAGAAUGAACAUUAAA
Perca fluviatilis (European perch) is the source of this 2565-nucleotide messenger RNA. RefSeq names its product ribosomal RNA adenine dimethylase domain containing 1 (gene mettl25b). The record is from RefSeq and is a predicted model, not a curated record. Bases 554 to 2317 code for a protein of 587 amino acids. Lineage: Eukaryota; Metazoa; Chordata; Actinopteri; Perciformes; Percidae. Gene Ontology annotation, molecular function: rRNA (adenine-N6,N6-)-dimethyltransferase activity. Gene Ontology annotation, biological process: rRNA modification. The transcript is spliced from 8 exons.